GAACUCCAAUUAUAAGUGUAUGAAUGCAUUUUAUGUAUGUUUGAUGAUCAUGUUUUUUGUGAAUUUGAUGUUGGUGUAUGAUGUAUUUUCCUCGUGCAGGCUCUGUCGGGGAGGUCUAGAGUAAUGUGUGUUAGUGAUGGCUCCCUCCUACCCCUCCUCCUGGCAAAGUCCAACCUCCCCUCUCUCUCUCAUAUCUAUACACUGGAGAGUAAUGAACAUUCUGCACGCGUCUAUAAAACACUGUUGGAGAGUAACCCAGUGCCAACUGGGACAAAGAUACAUGUAGUUACAAAGUCCUCACAUGAUGUCACCGCUAGUGAUCUUGUCAAUGGAGCCACGCCCACCGAGGGUGCUCUAAUUGAGGCGGUGAUUGGAGAACCGUAUUUCUCGACUAGUCUUCUUCCCUGGCACAACCUCCACUUCUGGUAUGCCAGAGACGCUCUCCGCAGCCUCUGCUCAGCUGACUGCCUUGUGGUUCCCUGUUCUGCCUCUCUCAUGGCUAUUGCUGUCAGUUUCCAAGAUCUGUACAGUUUACGAGCUCCUGUUGGGAAUGUGGAGGGAUUUGACAUCUCUGCCUUUGACAGGCAGGUUGGGAAGGUGAAUAGUGAUGAUGAGUGGGUGGAGCCUGAAAUGCAUCCUCUGUGGGAGUACCCCGCUCAUCCUCGGAGCAAAGUGUACACACUCAUGAACUUUGACCUCAUCGCCCCUGUCCCAAGCACACCAAUCAGAGUGGGCGGAGUAUUGGAGUUGACACACCCACCACUUCCUAGCAGCAGUAGGGGAGGAGAGGGAAGGUGCAAUGGUGUGGUUCUGUGGAUGGACUAUCAGCUGACAGACCAGAUCACUACCACCACUGGUCUCAUGACGGCACCUGGAGGUCCCAAUGAGAGACUGUGCUGGGACUCCACCUCCAAACAGGCCGUCCAUUUCCUCUCCCCCGACAGUGCCCUGGGUACCUCUCACUUACACAAACUGAACUAUGUCUCAGAGUUCAACACUACCAGCGGCGAACUCAGAUUCAGUUUUACUGCUUCAUGAUUCUUAUUUCAUUCCUAUAAUUUUUUGGGUGAUGUGGAAGUGAUAUCGCUAUAAUAGGGCUGAGUGAUGGCUA
Molecule: messenger RNA, 1111 nt
Organism: Geodia barretti
Lineage: Eukaryota; Metazoa; Porifera; Demospongiae; Tetractinellida; Geodiidae
Source: the annotation of a GenBank genome assembly